UCCCCCCACAACACACUGAAGUCACCACGUGGAAACUGCCUGCUCUGCUAGCCUACUGCUAUUCUACAGUGUUUUCAAAGAGAGCCGUGGAUGUGUGUGUAUGUUGUGUGUGUAACGGAGGGACUCCAUGACAUCAACUUUUUGCCAAAAAAGACCACAAGAUUUUGAUUACACUUUGUUGUAUGCCGACAUUUUAGGAGGAUCUUUUUUUCUUGUGAUUUGUGAUCUUAGUAUAAACUAGCAGGCUGUUUUGCUGAAACUCAUAUUCAUCAAUCGAAGAAAAUACAUUUAUUUUACGACAAUCAAUCAUGGGGAAAACAAGUGAAGAUAUCACACCUACCGAGGCUGGAGCAAGUGAAAAAUUAUCCAGUGGUGGAGGAGGAGGAUCACAGCUGAGCAUUACCUUGAAAAAACAGCUGGGACUUCUGAACGGAGUCGCCAUCAUCAUCGGGAUUAUCGUGGGCAGCGGUAUCUUUGUCUCUCCAAAGGGAGUGUUGCUAGAAGCUGGUUCUGUAGGGCUAUGUCUGACAGUGUGGGCCCUGACCGGUGCGGUGUGUAGCAUUGGAGCUAUGUGCUACGCCGAGUUGGGUACCUGUAUUCUCACGUCUGGCGCUGACUAUGGCUACAUCAUGCAGGCUCACGGCGACCUCCCUGCCUUCUUGUUCCUCUGGGUUUGCCUUGUGGUGAUCAUUCCUACGGGAAAUGCCAUUACAGCAUUGACGUUUGCCAAUUAUAUCUUACAACCUUUUUUCCCGGACUGCGGACCUCCUCAAAAUGCUGUGACAUUGUUGGCAGCUCUUUGCCUCA
Molecule: messenger RNA, 807 nt
Organism: Aplysia californica (California sea hare)
Lineage: Eukaryota; Metazoa; Mollusca; Gastropoda; Aplysiida; Aplysiidae
Product: large neutral amino acids transporter small subunit 2-like
Biological process (GO): amino acid transmembrane transport
Cellular component (GO): membrane
Molecular function (GO): L-amino acid transmembrane transporter activity
Source: RefSeq, a predicted model, not a curated record